This is a messenger RNA of Cuscuta europaea, 3964 nucleotides long. Lineage: Eukaryota; Viridiplantae; Streptophyta; Magnoliopsida; Solanales; Convolvulaceae. The record is from the annotation of a GenBank genome assembly.
AUUUUCAAUCUCAGGUGAUGAAUGUUUCUCCAUACUAUUUUCCCACGUGAAGAAAUUGCAAUUUUCAUCCUAAUGCACACAAAGAACAGGAUCAAUUUUCUAUAAACAAUCACUACAGAAACAAAGAAUUUAAACCGUAGUUCGUCCUCCUGUAUAAUUUCAUUUCUAAAAAUCGCAAAUUAACAGUUACUGGUCAUAGGGAGCACCCACGGAACUUCCUCCUAGCAUUCUUUCCAUGUUUAACAACUCUCAAAACAGAUUUCAAGUUGUGGUGGCAAUUGAUUGUUGAAUCUACAGCUCUGCUACUUGUUACCGAAGAGGACCCAUAACCAUCGGACUUCAUUUUUUCUACAUCCACCACAGAUCGUAAUAUAAUUUCAGAAGCCAAUAAGUUAUAAUACAGGAGGGAGAAGAUGACAAGAGCGGAAGAUAGAGGAAGAUCGAGGAAGAUAGCAAGAGCGGGCAGGGAAGAAGUCAGAAAUACGGGAGGGAGAAGAUGACUUCCAUGGAGGGGAGGGACAUCCUUUAGGUAAGGAAUCAACUUAAAAACCCCUCUUAUUAAGAUUACCGAUAAUUAUAAACAAUAAACGUACUACACCCGGUUACUCUCAAGUUGGGAUCGAUCAAGGAAUAUGGUAGGUAAAGGUGGGAUUUUUAAUGGAUUUUGGAUAAGAUGGACCGUUAAUUGAAGACCGGGUAAAAGUUAGAUUAUUCUUUUCCAUUUUCCCUUUUUUAAUUUAUGAUAUAAUGGUAGUGUUAUUUUGUAAGAAUGAAAAGAUUUGACAUUUUGUUGUGAUAUUAUUGAAUUUAUUAUUUAAAAGCAUUCAUGGAUACAAACUGAUGCUAACAAUGGGACAAUGAACAUAUGGAAAACCUUUGCAGAUAUAUCAUGAAUGUUUGUUGUUCAUAGGCGCAGGUCUUGUAGUCGAAUAAUCUAACACUAGCUCAAAAAUUGCUGCUACCUUUACUGAUGCCCCUAUAAUGUUUCAUCAAACUCCUGAAAAAUAUAGACAUAUUCAAUCUUUUCCUUGAGCUAAUCUGACCCUAAAUUUGACCUUACUCAAUCUGGAGUUGAUGAUACAAAUGAUUUGGUUAAGGAAGUGGACCCCAGAACCACUCUAUCUGAUGGGGAACCACCAAAAAAACCAAAAAUAAGUUGUCCCCUAGCCCCUCUGUCCACUCAAAACCGAACAAUGACCAACAUAGGGAGCCCUAUGCUCUCAGGCCCAAAAAAUCUGCCCUUCCCUAUGGUCUUAAUGAUUACUUGCCUUUUCUGGAAUGUGUGUGGGAUUGGAAAUACUCAAUCUUCUGAUCAUUUAAACCUUUUGUGUAAAAAUAAUAAUGUCAAUUUCCUUGCUCUUAUUGAACCUAAAAUAAAUGCUAGCAAAUUAAACAAUAAAAUGAUGAGUUUUGGUUUUACUAAUGCUAUCUCCCACUCUUUCAACAAAAUUUGGAUUAUGUGGAACAAUUCGCUUAUUGUAACUGUGAUCUCUGAUCUAAGCCAAUGUGUUAACCUCUCUGUUAUGACUCUCCUAGUGAUGGGUAUGGCAUGUGGAAAUUCUCUUAUAAGCUUAAGCAUUUGAAAUCUCUGCUUCGCGAAUGGAAUCAAAAAACUUUUGGCAAUAUUUUUAAUAAACUUUCUGAAGCUAAAUCUGAAAUUACUAUUCUGGAAGAUGAACUUUCUGAUUCCCUCUCUGAUGAAGACCACCUUGCCCUAAAAGAAGAUACAUCCAAUACUCUGCCUAUAUAAACACUUUUUAUAGACAGAAGGUUAAAACAAAGUGGCUAAAGGAUGAGAUGCAAAUGCAAAGUUUUUUCAUCUCUCCUUAAAAGCCAAACAUCAAAAGAUGCAAAUUUCUAGAAUAAAGAAUGAUGAUGGCAACUGGUAUGACAAUAUUGAUGAUAUUAGUGAUGCGGCUGUCAUCUUUUUUCAUAACCUGCUCACUGCUAAUGCUUCUGAUAAUGCUUUGCUCCUAGGUCCCAUGACCAACAAAGAGCUUAAAGAGUGUGUUUUCAGCCUGAACAAAUCCAGCGCACCAGGUAGUGAUGGUGAUGGGUUUUUCUAUCAGGUUGCCUAUGAUAUUAUUGAGCAGGAUUUGCUCUUAUACCCAAAAUAUGUGGUGUCCCUAUACCCAAAAUUAUAGGACACACUCUUAUUGCUCUUAUUCCCAAAGAGGCUAAUGUGUAUCAAUUCUCUAAAUUUAGACCAAUUAGCCUAAGCAACUUUCUAAAUAAUUUUUUUUUACCAAAAUCCUUGCUAUCUGUAUUACUACUUUACUCCCCAAAAUCAUUUGACCUGAGCAAACUGCUUUUCAAAAGGGAAAAGAGAACUAGGAUAGUAUUUUGAUGCUUAGAGAAAUGGUCAAUCACAUUAAUAAAAAGAUCCGGGGCUACAACACCAUUUUCAAAUUUGAUAUGAUGAAAGCUUUUGACAUAAUCUCUCGGUCCUUCACAAAACAUGUCCUUAUUAAAUUUUGUUUUCACUAUCAAUUUGUCAAUCUUAUUCUUAACAACCUCCUGGCUACCUGGUUUUCCAUCCUUAUCAAUGGAGCCCCUAUCCCCCAUUUUGUUCUUUACCGUUGCUGAGAUUCUCACCAGAAAUCUCAAUAAGCACUACUCCUCUGGGAAGGGCACACCCUACUACACCAGUAAAAAUAUGCCUUGUGUGGGCCUGUCAAUGGGUCUGCUCUAGACCCGGACCCGAUCCGAGUCCGACACUAUAUUUGAGGGUAUGAGUCUAAAUUUAUAACCGUUUCCUGGAUCCGGAUCCGAACCCGUUACAUGAGAGAGGAAAAUGGGUCGAAUAUGGAUGUUUAAGCUCUGACCCGUUUUGGACUUGACCCGUGGCGAUAUAAUUGUAGUUAUAAUUUUAUUUAUACAGACACACAAUAUACAUAACAAUAUUCAAACAUAAACUAAGGAAACAAUCAAAUAUAAAAAUGUCUUAAAAAUUGUAGGCUUAGUUAGCAGUUGGACCACCAUAAUGGGGUUUUCCCCAAUGAGUUUUUUGUUUUAGGUCCUCUUGAUAUCAAGCCCUUUCUUGUUUCAGAAUUUUGUUUCUAAUAAGUUUGAGGAUGCAUAGAAUAAUGGAAAAAACAACAUUUUGCAUAUUUACAUAUGAUCUCUUCCAAUGUGAACAAAAAUUUUGUUGUGUACUAUAUUUGUUUUCAUAUGUCAAUUAGUUUUAUUUGCGGGUAUACCCGGCCCGGAUCCGAGACCCGAGGGACCCAAAUCUGGAACAUAUAUUUAGGACCCAUUGGGUAAAUGGGUCUGGAUCUGGACAAAAAAUUACUCAGGGGAUAUGGAUAUGGAAUUUAAAGUUUCGACCCGUAUCUGACCUGUUGACCGGUCUAGCCUUGUGUUAGCCAUCUUACUUUUGCUGAUGAUUUGAUUGUUUUUACUAAUGCUAGCAAAAAUACUCUUAUAUAUCUGCAAAAGCUAUUAGUGAUUAUGAGCUUUUCUGUGGUCAACUCAUUAACAAGGAUAUAAUAGCUUCUACCUUAUUUCUAAACAUGCUAAAUUUCACAAUUGUAAUGUUAACAUUAACAAGGGUUCCCUACCUUUUACAUAUUUUUUAGGUGUUAACAUACAAACUGGUCGAAUGCUUAAUAUGCACUUUGAUCCUAUAUUGGCUAAGUUUGACAAUAAGCUUGCAGGGUGGGGGCAUAGACUUCUCUCGACCGGCCGGGGGGACAGAAUGAUCUUAAUUAACCAUGUUAUUACUCUCUGCUUUUGUACAAUAUGGCUGUAAGGGGCUUUGGGCUGCCUGGGUUAAUAAUGGACGCAAUUCUUGGUGUGAUUUAGGCCCUCUCUACCACUUUCAGAAUGAUAUCCCUAGCGUUAUCCUUCAUGCUACUGUUUCUGAGGCUAUUACUAAUGGGAAACUCAUCCAUUUUUGUCUGCCCAGAUACAUUAUGAUAUGAUUCAUGAUAUGGAUAUUCAAUUCAAUGAAGCCACAAAUAAC